GAACAUCCAAAAUGGAAAGAUUCGCUGAACAGCCCCCAAUGGGACCACACUUUGCUGCCCUCGGCAAUGGAUCGGUAACAGAUAAGGUAACACCCGAUAUGGCUCAUCUAAUCCAUCCCUAUUGGAAUCAAUUUCCCGCCAUGGAUCCCAUCUGGAGUAAAAUUCUAGCUGCCUACCUCUUGACCAUCGGUAUUCUGGCAUGGAUCGGUAACGGUACUGUUAUCUACAUUUUUGGCACAACAAAAUCUCUGCGUACACCGGCCAAUUUAUUGGUCAUCAAUUUGGCACUUUCCGAUUUUGGCAUGAUGAUUCUUAAUACCCCUAUUAUGGGUAUUAAUUUAUAUUUUGAGACCUGGGUCUGGGGGCCAUUGAUGUGUGAUGUAUAUGCUGGAUUGGGUUCAGCAUUCGGUUGCAGUUCAAUAUGGUCCAUGUGCAUGGUUGCCUUGGAUCGUUACAAUGUCAUUGUAAAGGGUAUGGCCGGUCAACCGAUGACAGUGAAAUUGGCCAUAUUUAAGAUUAUUUUCAUUUGGCUAAUGGCCAGCAUAUGGACAUUUGCACCAGUUUUGGGAUGGAGCCGUUAUGUGCCCGAGGGCAAUCUAACUUCUUGCGGUAUUGAUUAUUUGGAACGUGACUGGAAUCCACGUACCUAUUUGAUCUUCUAUACCAUCUUUGUCUAUUAUGUGCCAUUGUUCUUGAUCUGCUAUUCUUAUUGGUUCAUCAUUGCUGCUGUAUCUGCUCACGAGAAAGCCAUGCGCGAACAAGCCAAGAAAAUGAAUGUCAAAUCUCUCCGUUCCUCUGAGGAUGCUGAUAAGUCUGCUGAGGGCAAAUUGGCUAAAGUUGCCUUGGUCACCAUUUCCCUGUGGUUCAUGGCCUGGACCCCAUAUCAAGUCAUCAACACCUUGGGUCUAUUCAAAUAUGAAGGUUUGACCCCACUGAACACCAUCUGGGGUGCCUGCUUUGCCAAAUCGGCCACUGUCUACAAUCCAAUUGUAUAUGCUACUAGCCAUCCUAAAUAUCGCAUUGCCUUGAAAGAGAAAUGCCCAUGCUGUGUCUGCGGCAAUGUUGAUGAUGGCAAAUCGGGCAGUGAUGCCACAUCUCAGGCCACUGAAUCCGAAUCCAAGGCAUAAAUUUCCAAUCGCACGGAAUAACUACUACGGCUUCCUUCGACCACGAUCUCCACGAUUAAUAAAUUAAUUAACUAACCACCAACCACCUCUCUGUAUAAGACACAACAAUAACAAU
Molecule: messenger RNA, 1242 nt
Organism: Musca vetustissima
Lineage: Eukaryota; Metazoa; Arthropoda; Insecta; Diptera; Muscidae
Product: opsin Rh1-like
Exons: 6
Coding region: 12-1127 (371 amino acids)
Biological process (GO): phototransduction; visual perception; G protein-coupled receptor signaling pathway
Cellular component (GO): membrane
Molecular function (GO): G protein-coupled receptor activity
Source: RefSeq, a predicted model, not a curated record